Molecule: messenger RNA, 2199 nt
Organism: Oncorhynchus tshawytscha (Chinook salmon)
Lineage: Eukaryota; Metazoa; Chordata; Actinopteri; Salmoniformes; Salmonidae
Gene: galr1b
Product: galanin receptor 1b
Exons: 3
Coding region: 477-1538 (353 amino acids)
Biological process (GO): neuropeptide signaling pathway
Cellular component (GO): membrane
Molecular function (GO): G protein-coupled peptide receptor activity
Source: RefSeq, a predicted model, not a curated record
GUACGUUUUUGUGUUGUUGUUUUUUACAGCAGAAGGAACCAGCGCUGAAAGGUCUCCGUGUUCAUGUUACUAUAAGGAGCUCCGAGAGGUUUUGGACAACACAUGGUUUCAUUUCACCGCUUCAUGACCGCCUGGGUUAUAUUGUAUCUGUCAUAGCCCGGCUAACGGUAGUGUGUUCCGUCGAAGACGCGCAUCGGAGACCAAGCCUCCUUUCACUUGUUGUAGGCGGCUUUUCUCACAAGUGGAUAAACGCAUAACCAUUUCCUCCAAACGAUGCGUAAAAGUAUCCUAAACCCAAAACAUCUGGAACUUGACACAGCAGUGUUACUGGACUGAGUGUGAUACAUAGACCAGAUUGUAUGCCAUGCGAGGCUCUGGACAAAAUCACCACUUUCUCCGGAGAUAGCAACGCUGUUAUUUCUUAAACUCCUGGAACGUCUGGACGAGGACGCCGCGACCGUGUGAGAGAGAAAACCAUGCUGCUGCUGGGCAACGAAACGGGCUACGUCUGGACCGAGUUAUUAAACACCGGCAACCUGACGGCGUGUGCCGGUGAAGAAGACCACGGUGGUCCGGAGGCGGUGAUUGUUCCGGUGAUUUUUGGAUGUAUAUUUUUCCUGGGUGUCGUCGGGAACUCUCUAGUGAUGAUAGUAAUAGGGAAAAUCAAGGCCCGGCGCAACAGAAGUACGACAAACAUUUUCAUCCUCAAUUUAAGUAUAGCGGAUCUAUUGUUUUUGCUAUUUUGUGUCCCGUUCCAGGCUACUAUAUACUCCCUACCUGAGUGGAUAUUUGGAGCCUUUUUAUGUAAAUGUGUUCACUAUUUAGUGAUGGUGUGUAUGCUGGUGAGCAUCUUCACGCUUGUUGCCAUGUCAGUGGACAGGUACAUAGCUGUUGUACACUCCAAAAAGUCCCCCUGCAUUCGCAACAGGAGGAAUGCCCUCAUAGGGGUCUGUGUGAUUUGGGCACUAUCGUUCAUAUUCUCUAUACCAGUGGCGCAACACCAGAUACUCACUGACCACCCGGAAGCGCCGAACAGUUCGUUCUGCUGGGAAGCGUGGUACGCAAGCGCUUCCAAACACACCUACAAAGUCACUAUUUUAGUCAUUGGCUAUCUGUUACCGUUGGGCUUGAUCAUAUGCUGCUAUGCGAAGGUGUUAUUCCAUCUCCACAAGAAGAUGAAGAAUAUGUCCAAGAAAUCAGAACGCUCAAAAAGAAAGACAGCCCAGACGGUCCUCCUGGUGGUCGCAGCCUUCCUGACCUGUUGGAUGCCUCAUCACAUCAUCGCCAUGUGGGUGGAGUUUGGAGUGUUCCCGCUCAACGAUGCCUCCUUCGCGUUACGGAUCAUCUCCCACUGCCUGGCGUACGGGAACUCCUGCAUCAACCCCAUCCUGUACGCCUUUCUGUCAGAGAACUUCCGGAAGGCCUGUCGCCAGGUGUUCACCUGUCGGUUUCUCUACCCUCCACCCCCACAGGAGAAGGUGGUGCGCAUCCGAAUGGAGAACUUCUCAACUACACACUCUAUUACCACUAAUAUCUGACACCACACACUCUAUUACCACUAAUAUCUGACACCACACAUUAUAUUACCACUAAUAUCUGACACCACACCCUCUAUUACCACUAAUAUCUGACACCACACAUUCUACUACAACUAAUAUCUGACUCCACACAUUCUAUUACCACUAAUAUCUGACUCCACAUAUUCUAUUACCACCAAUAUCUGUCACCACACCACACACUCUAUUACCACUAAUAUCUGACACCACACCACACACUCUAUUACCACUAAUAUCUGACACCACACACUCUAUUACAACUAAAAUUUGACACCACACAUCCUAUUACCACUAACAUCUGACACCACACAUUCUAUUCCCACUAAUAUCUGACCCCACACCACACACUCUAUUACCACUAAUAUCUGACACUACACUCUCUAUUACCACUAAAUCUGACACCACACCACACACUCUAUUACCACUAUAUCUGACACCACACGUUCUAUUACCACUCAAAUCUGACACCAUGCACUCUACCACUAAUAUCUGACACCAUGCACUCUAUUACCACUAAUAUCUGACACCACGCACUCUAUUACCACGAAUAUCUGACACCACACUCUCUAUUACCACUAAAUCUGACACCACACCACACACUCUAUUACCACUCUUAUCUGACACCACACAUUCUAUUACCACU